GCGUCGCGUCCGCCCCGAGCGUCAGUCGCGCGGUCCAUCGUAGCUGCGCGAACCGCGGACGCAGCCAGUCGUCCCCCCCGAGGAGCUGUCGCCGAGGAUGCGCUGAGCGGCCGCGAGGAUGGAGGAGAGAGCCGCUCCACCGAGGGGCCCCUCCUGGGCCCGGCGACCCUGGCUCCCCCUGGCGCUGCUCCUGCUCUGCCUGGCCGAGAUCUGCGACGCGCAAAAGAGCCUGGAAUUCUUCGACCUGCUGCCCGAGGACCCGAAGCUCUACGACAAGAUGCGCCCGCCCAAGAAGGACGGACAGGCCACCAUCGUCUACUUCCACGUGACCGUCAUGGGCCUCGACUCGAUCGACGAGACCUCCAUGACCUACGCGGCCGACAUCUUCUUCGCGCAGACCUGGAAGGACAACCGGUUGCGGCUGCCGGAGAACAUGACGUCCGAGUACAGACUGCUGGAGGUGGACUGGCUGAAGAACAUGUGGAGGCCGGACUCGUUCUUCAAGAACGCCAAAUCCGUGACCUUCCAGACCAUGACGAUACCCAACCACUACCUCUGGCUCUACAAGGACAAGACCAUCCUCUACAUGGUCAAGCUGACCCUGAAGCUCUCGUGCGCGAUGAACUUUCUCAUCUACCCCCACGACACGCAGGAGUGCAAGCUGCAGAUGGAAAGCUUGUCGCACACGACGGACGAGAUGAUCUUCCAGUGGGACCCGGACGUGCCGCUCGUCGUCGACGAGAACAUCGAGCUGCCCCAGUUGCAGCUCGUGAAGAACUACACGGCCGACUGCACGCAGGUCUACUCGACCGGCAACUUCACCUGCCUCGAGGUGAUCUUCGUGCUGAAGCGGCGCCUGGGCUACUACCUCUUCCACACGUACGUGCCGACCUGCCUGAUCGUCAUCAUGUCGUGGGUCUCCUUCUGGAUCAAGCCGGAGGCGGCGCCGGCCCGGGUCACGCUGGGCGUGACCUCCCUGCUGACCCUCUCGACGCAGCACGCCAAGAGCCAGGCCUCGCUGCCGCCGGUCUCCUACCUCAAGGCCGUCGACGCCUUCAUGUCGGUCUGCACGAUCUUCGUGUUCAUGGCGCUGAUGGAGUACUGCCUGGUCAACAUCGUCCUGGUCCUCGGCGAGGGCGACCCGGCGCCGAAGCCGGCCCCGCCAGGGCCCGAGGCCAGGCUCGACAAGAUCUUCGACAUCGCGAGCAAGAGGUCCCAGGGCGCAGCCGGGCCGCCACCGCCGCCGCCGCCGCCGCCGCCGCAGCCGCAGCCGCCGCUCAACAAGACCCAGCGCUCCAAGGUGCGCGCCCUCAACAUCGACCGGGUCUCGCGCUUCCUCUUCCCCGCGCUCUUCGCCUGCCUCAACGUCAGCUACUGGAUCAUCUUCUGGAAGUACAUCUAGGCUCGACUUUUUCAUCGCCGCCACUUUUUAACGCGUCUAAUUGCGUUGCCGGUACACACACACACACGCACACACAGACACACAGACACGCAGUAUUACACGCGGAGGGCAUAGACGAAAUUCUGUAC
This is a messenger RNA of Nasonia vitripennis (jewel wasp), 1530 nucleotides long. RefSeq names its product histamine-gated chloride channel 1 (gene HisCl1). Bases 119 to 1402 code for a protein of 427 amino acids. Gene Ontology annotation, molecular function: neurotransmitter receptor activity; extracellular ligand-gated monoatomic ion channel activity; chloride channel activity. The transcript is spliced from 9 exons. NCBI's taxonomy places the organism in Eukaryota, Metazoa, Arthropoda, Insecta, Hymenoptera, Pteromalidae. Gene Ontology annotation, cellular component: neuron projection; membrane; synapse. The record is from RefSeq and is a predicted model, not a curated record. Gene Ontology annotation, biological process: chloride transmembrane transport; nervous system process; signal transduction.